CUUUCCAUUAACUUUUCAAGGAUUAGAUUUACAUCUCAAUCAUCUAAGGCUCUUUCCCUACUCUUAAAUUUCUAUGUAUAACAGCUGCAUGAAACCCUGAAAAUUUCUUAUCUUAUUCUAAUUUCUUAUCUAACAACGUUCUUAAGUUAAGGAAGGUUGUCCUAAGGAUACAAAAAAAACUACGAUGAUCGGGCUGCUUCGUUUAAGUGCACCACCAAAGACCUGUUAUUUUCUCUUCUAAGUCUUUUUUCGUUUUUUAUUGUUUUUGCAAAGUCGGAAAUCAUUAACUUUUAACAUUACAGAGUGGAUUAAUUGAAUUGCUAUAGCUUUUGUACUGACGAAAAGAUUGCAUCUAUGUUUUGUCUAACGAGAGCGAAUUUUUUAUAAAUUACAAAGCAUUCAGCUUUCAGUUUUUUCGGAAAAAUUUUCACUGUUAUGGAAAUCAAACAUGAAGAAAAGGAAAGCCACAUGUGGCUAUUGUUAGGAUAGCCAUAACAUAAGACUGGGUCUAUUCUAUAAUGACUUUUGUCGUGGUUGUGACUCUACGGAUGAGGAAGAAACUCUACAUUGCUUAACAGAAAAUUCAAAAUCUUUAGGCCCCUUUUUCUUACCGGCUUGACAAAACAGUUAGGGACUGUCACAUUGGUUCAACCUUGAAUGGGAAGUCGUGCCUUUAGGUGUUGUUCAUGCGCCGUAUAUGAACAGCAUUAAUCCGUGGCAUCACAACAGACCAUUAUUUGAGCUCAAGUGGGUUUAAGGCACAAAGCGGUACUCCAACAUAACCUUAUCUAGGACACUCGAACACUUCAAUGUGAAUAAAUCUUUGAUGUAUUAAAUCGUCGCAAGUUUUAAGAUUAUAUUACAAAAUGUUAAAGUGAUGGUCGAAAUAAAUCAAUUUCGCCGGCAGAAGUAACUUGUAAAUUUAAGACUACAAUUUAACAAAAUCUGUACCAGGUGAGAAACAAUAACUGUUCAGCUGGAAGUAUUGAAAACAACUAGAAUUUACUUUACAGGAGAUCAUAUGAAAAUUUGGACAUUCAAUACAAAAAAAUUAUGAAAUGUGCUCUAAAACUAUGUGCAACUAAAUAUUUCAGUGAAAGAGAGUCGACAGUUCAACACGAUUAUUUACUAUCAUACGAAACAGGUGCCAACCAAUAAAAUGUUAAGAGACAACGUUUCACCCUCAAAAUCUGGAAAACUACAUCGUAAUGAAAUUAUGAAGGCGUCAUAAUGCCUACUGAAAGCACUUCACUGUUGGAACAAUUUAUGCAAUCACCACCAUUACCGUCUGCAUCUGGAUCUUCGGAACCACAUACUGCGGCCAGUCGUGGUGGAGAUAAUAAUGCUGUUACGGUUGUACCGUACGAAGCGCAAUUAGCAUAUCAACAUCAUUUAGCCACAGGUCUUAUAUCAAGUAAUGUUCAAUCAGCUCAUCAUCAUCGCGAAAUUUCUGCAUUUGUUCCGGUAAUGCCUUCAAGAAAUCCAAUGCGUGGACAAGGUGCUGCACUAUAUAGUAGCAUGCUGGACUCAACAGCAGCUAGCUGUGAGGGAAAAGAUAGUAAACGAGGCUCAAAUUUUGAAAUAAUUGCAAUGAUGGCUGAUAAAAGAAAGGAAUUGGCAUUAAGAGAAGCUGCUGCUGCUUUAUUAAUGCCACGUCCAACACAACCACCUCCACCAGGUGUUCCGUCUACUGUUAUGUAUCCUCCACCGUAUCUUAGCGGCCCUGGCCCAUCACCUACAGCUGCUGGCUCAUUUGCUUUUCCAUCACCAGCUGCUGCUGCUCUAUUUCCGCCUGGUAUACCACCUAAUAUGCAUGCUGGACUUGAUCGGCGCUUACUACGUGCUCCAGGCCGUGCAUCGCGCCCUAAAAAACAAUUCAUAUGUAAAUUUUGCAAUCGUCAGUUCACUAAGUCGUAUAAUUUACUUAUACAUGAGCGAACGCAUACCGACGAAAGACCCUAUGCUUGUGAUAUUUGCAAUAAAGCUUUUCGACGACAAGAUCAUCUACGUGAUCAUAGGUAUAUACAUUCAAAGGAGAAACCUUUUAAGUGCACGGAAUGCGGAAAAGGAUUCUGUCAAUCUCGUACAUUAGCAGUGCAUAAAAUACUCCACAUGGAAGAAUCACCACAUAAAUGUCCAGUUUGCAGUCGCAGCUUUAAUCAACGUUCUAAUUUGAAAACUCAUUUGCUGACGCACACCGAUCAUAAACCAUAUGAGUGCUCAUCAUGCGGGAAGGUUUUUCGUCGAAAUUGUGAUCUGCGUAGGCAUGCCCUUACACAUUCUGUUGGUGAAGUUGAUGGUCCUUCAGAAUUUGUUGACGUAGGCGAAGAAGACGAUAGCCGUAACAUAAGUGGUGACGAAGAAGACUCAUUACUUGAGGUUGAUUCUCCAAGGCAAUCACCAGUACAACGUGUACUUAAUGUUUCAUCCUCCUUAAAUAAUUUAACUACAGAAAAUAGCCUUAACGAAAAUGAGAAGUGUGCAGCAAAUGAAAAACGCACGGCAAUGAAACGUAAGGCACACUUUGAAGGUGUUGAAGACUCCGAUGAUUCUGAUGAUGAACUGAUUAAUGACGACAAUAUUGUUGAAGCAGAGGACUUAAUCGAAGAUGAAGAAGAAACUGAAUUGUGCGUUGAUACUGCUCAAGAAGAAUUAUUCAUUAAGAAACCUCAAAAACAAGGUGUUACACACUGUCAUCAUGAGGGUGGUGAAACAUAUACAAUGCGGCCUAAUUUAGAACGUGACCAACGUAGUCAUGAACAUGAAAUGGUAUUAAGUAAUGGUGGUAGUCAGAUAACAAAUGCAAUUGCUUCAGCUUUUAUGAAUUCUAGCCCUAGUAGUCGCUAUAGUGCUAUGCGGGCAUUUCAAACAACAGAUGAAAAUUUAGUUAUCCCACCAAGAAAUUCAGGCUCUAAUCCAUAUAUACCGGUGCUACACGUACGAAGAGACCUUCACUCUAAGCAUCUUCUAUUCCCAAGUACAGAUAUAAAAUCAAAAACGUUAUCACCUCCACAGCAUCAACAACUGCAGUCAUCUUUUUUAAAUACUGCAAAAACAUCGAUGCCCACUCAACCGCUGCAUUCACCUCUAGAUGUAAUGCCCAGCUUUCUGGGCUCAAUACCACUCCGAAAACGUUCAUCGGGCAUAAUAGACCUAGAACACGUACAAAAUAUUAAUCAAAAGUCCUACAGCGACAAUAUAAGUGUUGUAGCACUGAAUAUGGCGCGACACACACAUGCACAAUCCACAAUAAAACAAAUUCAGGGACAGACUCAACAUUUCAAUAUGUUAGUGACCUCAAAGGGAUCAAGGGAAUUAUUUUCAAAUCAUGAAACCUUAGAUAGCAUUCCUAGCAAAACUGCUAUGACAAUCAAUACUGGAGCUUCUGUAUCAACAUUGUCCUCAUCGUCAUCAUCACUAUCUUCAACUCCAUCGCCUUCAUUAACUUUUGCAGGUAGAGAUAGAUCUGUCGCAACGAAAAGUAGAAAAGAAACCGAAGAAAGUGAAACAAGAGAAACAACUGAUGUGAAACCAACAGCAAUACCUCUUUUAUCCAAUUCCAAUUCAUUAACCAAUACUCAGAAAAUGUCAACAUCUAAAAACGACACAAAUUCAGCAACACCUUCAUCACAACAAAAUCAACCGGCUCGACGUACUGGCUUUAGUAUUGAAGACAUUAUGAGACGCUGAUAUUCAUUAAAGCUUAGCUUUACUAAAUGUUGAAUUACUUGCAUAUUAAAAGCUAACAUUUUUUUAAAACGCCUUUUUCCACUCAGUCGUGGAAUACUCGUAUAGCCUCAACAAUUCAUAUAGAUAUCACUGGUAUGUUAUAUUAACUGCCAAGAGUAUAAUGAACAUUUUAUAAUACAAAUACAUGACUACUUUGUAAGUUGAUAUGUACUAAGUACUAUUACUUACUAAACAUAAUACAUAUACACAUAUUACAGUUAGUUAACAAUUUUGUCUAUAAUUCAGUCUGCAUGUGCGUAUCUACUUAAUUGAUUUUUACUGCUGGUAAAGAAACUAUAAUCAGAGAGUCAGCAAAAAUCUUUUAUGUUUAGCUAUCCAUAAUUGAUUAUCAAAAUUCUGACCGAUUACACAUACUAAGGAAAUCUACAUAAAAAGAAUAUCAAUUGUGUGUAGCAGCUUUAUGUCUGAGACCCAGUUAAGCAAUACCUUCAUUUCAUAGAUUUCUCGAGCGCUCUAAGCCCAAAAUGCGGCAAUUUAGUUUUAUAUUGAUCACACACACAUAUGCAUCCAGCACUUGCCGUACAACUACAUAUAUAGUUAAUUAUUAUAAGUUAUAUAUAUAAGUACAAUAUAUAUUUUAAGUUAUAUAAAAUGCAAUGUUACUUAAAUGCAUCUUAGAUAUAAUACCUCCAAACUUUACUUUGUAAUGCCUCUCUUGUUAAUAUGCAUACUCUUACUGUGCUACUAUUAUAUAUUAUUAGUAUAUUCUUAUUUAAGUUCAUAGCCCUAAGUUGUAGUAAUAUCAUUGUAUUUAUACAAUAACUUAACGUGCUUUGCACUUCAUAAAAAACUAAAAAUAUAAAGAUCUUAGGAAACGCCUAGUAAACUAUUUAAGAAAUUUAUAAGUAUUACAAAUCAAAUGAUUUGAUUAAGGCAAACUAUAUAUCAACAUAAAUAUUCAUCGAUAUUUAAGUAUAAUUAAAUAUAUUUAUAUAUGUAUGUAUGUUAUAAAAUAUUUUAGAUUAAGACCUUCCCUAGGUUUCAAUACAUUCAUGCAAUUUAAGUUUUUAAGUUUCUAAAUGUCUUCCAAUUUUAUAGUAUGCAAAGACCAAGAAUAAAAAUGAAAAAUGAAGUAUUUCUCUGAACAUAUUCGGAAGAUUUCAAUGUUUCAAUGCUUUUAUUGAUUGGUAAUAUUCCUAACUUUAGAGAAAAAUUCUUCGACAGAUCUAUGGUUCAGUAUCGAAUAAAGUGAAAUGAUGAAGUGUAUAAAUUAUACCGCGACAUUGAAGUAUAUAAACUAUACCGUAACAUUGAAGUAUAUAAACUGUAUCACGACGUUAAAGCAUAUAAAUUAUACCGCUAUAUUGAAGUGUAUAAACUAUACUGCGACAUUGAAGUAUAUAAUCGCAUUUAUUCAGUGGAUUGAACGGCUCGAUGAUACCAGCUGACGACAAUCUUAAAGUGGUAGUCCUCAAACAAUGUGGAAUCACGCAAAACUGAAUAGAUCCGUUCAAAAAAUACAUAAGGGACAGAGCUCGGAAGCUAUAUGCGAAAACCGACAGGCUGCCCUACUUAGCACUAUC
Molecule: messenger RNA, 5273 nt
Organism: Teleopsis dalmanni
Lineage: Eukaryota; Metazoa; Arthropoda; Insecta; Diptera; Diopsidae
Gene: bowl
Product: protein bowel
Exons: 3
Coding region: 1231-3690 (819 amino acids)
Biological process (GO): regulation of transcription by RNA polymerase II; embryonic hindgut morphogenesis; embryonic pattern specification
Cellular component (GO): nucleus
Molecular function (GO): RNA polymerase II transcription regulatory region sequence-specific DNA binding; DNA-binding transcription factor activity, RNA polymerase II-specific
Source: RefSeq, a predicted model, not a curated record